Messenger RNA from Gymnodraco acuticeps, 706 nucleotides. RefSeq names its product GTPase IMAP family member 4-like. NCBI's taxonomy places the organism in Eukaryota, Metazoa, Chordata, Actinopteri, Perciformes, Bathydraconidae. The record is from RefSeq and is a predicted model, not a curated record. Gene Ontology annotation, molecular function: GTP binding. The transcript has a single exon. Bases 74 to 706 code for a protein of 210 amino acids.
UGCCGAACCGCGACGUCCGAACCGUGACGGUACGGGACGAAUACGGAUACCGUUACACCCCUACCGGAUUGUGAUGAUUGGAAAAACUGGAGCUGGGAAGAGCGCCACAGGAAACACCAUUUUGGGAAAAGAGUACUUUAAAUCAGAGUUUUCUUUUGAAUCUCUGACUAAAGACUGUGCUAAGGCCUUUGGUGUAGUGGAGGGACAAAAGGUUGCUGUCAUUGGCCUUCCAGGUCUGUUUGACACCAGAACUGAUGAAAAAAAGACCAGAAACGAUGUUGGCCAGAGCAUUUCUUAUGCUUCACAUGGACCUCAUGUCUUCCUGGUCGUCAUCAGACUGGGCAGAUUCACAGAUGAAGAAAACCAGACAGUGAAGAAGAUUCAGGAAAUCUUUGGAAAAGAUGCAGACAGAUACAGCAUGGUUCUCUUUACCCACGGUAAUCUGCUCAAAGGAACACCUAUCGAAGAGUUCCUGAAACACAGCAAAGUGCUGCAGGAACUUGUGGCCAGAUGUAACGGGCAGUACCACGUCUUCAAUAAUGAGAUGGAGGAUCGUUCUCAGGUCAGAGAGCUGCUCGACAAGAUCAGAAACAUAGCAGAGAAGAACGGAGGAAGUUAUUACACCAAUGAAAUGUUCCAGAAGGUAGAGAGGGCCAUAGAAGAGGAAACACAGAGAAUCCUUAAAGAGAGAGAAGAGGAAAUGUGA